Molecule: messenger RNA, 2847 nt
Organism: Pterocles gutturalis (yellow-throated sandgrouse)
Lineage: Eukaryota; Metazoa; Chordata; Aves; Pterocliformes; Pteroclidae
Gene: SRBD1
Product: S1 RNA binding domain 1
Exons: 19
Biological process (GO): nucleobase-containing compound metabolic process; translation
Molecular function (GO): mRNA binding; structural constituent of ribosome
Source: RefSeq, a predicted model, not a curated record
GAGCUCUGAAUCAGGGGAAGAAGAGGAGGAGUGGGAGCCCAAAAGCCAAACUGCCAAGAGAACUCGUUUGCCAAAGAAAAAUGUGGCAAAAACUAAAAAAGUUGCUGCUCCACAGUCAGCAGUGGCCAGGAAAAAGGUCAAGAAGGUAGCAAUAAAAGAGGAAAUGGAUGUAUCCUUGCCUAUUGCUCUUGCAGAAGAUAAUAGAAUGCAACUUCUGAAACCUAAGGAAGAAGAUGUAGGCACUAAACCAAAAACUUUAAAUCAAAAGCCAGAAGUGCCUAAAAAAAUGGAAACAAAUUCAUUCCAAGGGAAGAAUGCAAAGAGUUUAGUGAGUGAUGAAAAACCCUCAACAAGUGUUCCUGUAGAGGGAAAUCAAAUGAAACAUGAGAAAUCUGAAGAAGAUUUUGCAUUUGAUGAACCACCUUUUAAAAAGAUUAAGUCGACUACAUGUCCUGAAGGAAAGCCAGUUAAAAAUCUAGGAGGCAACAAAAUAAAAGAAGAAUUUGAAAUGAACUGGGAUAUUGUACAGGCCUUGUCAGAAAUAACAAAUGUUGAACCAUGGGUAUGUGCAAACUUAAUUUGCCUCUUUAAAGAGGAAAACACAAUUCCUUUUAUUGCUCGAUAUCGAAAAGAGCUCAUCAAUAAUCUGGAGGCCGAUGCCUUGCGAGAAAUGCAGCAAACAUUGGAAGAACUACGUACUGUUGCAAAGAAGGCGCAUACAAUGAUACAGAAGUUGAAGAAAGAAGGGAAGCUGUCUGGAUGUGUUUUAACAGCCUUACUAAAUUGCAGAACUUUGGAAGAAUUAGACCAUGUGUCUGCACCUUAUAAAACGGGGAGUAAAGGCACCAAAGCCCAGAGAGCCAAGCAGCUGGGAUUAGAACCUGCAGCUCUCUCCCUCCUGCAGAAUCCCAUGGAACUCAAUCUCUUCUCUUACAUUAGACCCAAUACCAAAGGACUUUCAACUAUCCAGGAAGUAGAGGCUGGAGUACAGCAUAUUUUAGCUGAUAUCGUCGCUAAAGAUAAAGAUACACUGGAUUUUAUCAGGAAAUUAUGUCAGCAAAGAUACAUUUGUAUCCAGUCAGCCUUGGCAAAAGUGUCAUCCAAAAGUGGAAAUGAAAAAGAUAUCAAUAAAUUCCAACUGUACCAUGAGUUUUCUUGUAAUAUAAAGAACAUUCAGCAUCAUCAGAUUCUGGCCAUUAACCGAGGGGAAAAUCUGAAGAUCCUGACAGUGAAGGUCAACAUUCCUGACGGGGUGAAGAAUGAAUUCUGUUGGUGGUGUGUCAAUGAAAGAUGGAGACCAAAGCAAUUUUUAAAACCAGAAUUAAUGAGGAUAUUACGGAAUUCUGUAGAGGAUGCAUAUAAACGCCUUAUAUAUCCUCUCCUCUGUAGGGAAUUCAGAUCGAAAUUGACAUCUGAUGCGGAGAAAGAAUCUGUGAUGAUGUUUGGGAGAAAUCUCCGGCAGUUGCUUCUGACCAGCCCUGUGAGGGGCCGUGCUUUGAUGGGAGUAGAUCCUGGCUACAAACAUGGCUGCAAGUUGGCAAUUAUUUCACCAACCAGUCAGAUACUCCAUACCGAUGUCGUUUACUUGCAUUCUGGUAAAGGAUUUCACGAAGCUGAGAAGAUAAAGAGGCUUCUUCUGCAGUACAACUGUAGCACUGUUGUGAUUGGCAAUGGCACAGCCUGCAGAGAAACAGAAGCUUACUUUGCUGACUUAAUUAUGAAGAAAUAUUUUGCACCACUGGAUGUUGUAUACUGCAUUGUCAGUGAAGCAGGAGCAUCUAUUUACAGCGUCAGUCCAGAAGCAUCCAAGGAAAUGCCAGACCUAGACCCUAACCUAAGAAGUGCAGUUUCCAUAGCUAGACGUGUCCAAGACCCAUUAGCUGAGCUAGUGAAAAUCGAGCCCAAACACAUAGGAGUUGGAAUGUAUCAGCAUGAUGUAUCACAGACGUUGCUCAAAGCAACUCUGGACAGUGUGGUUGAAGAGUGUGUCAGCUUUGUAGGAGUUGAUAUUAACAUCUGCUCAGAAAUACUAUUAAGACACAUUGCGGGACUGAACGCUAACAGGGCUAGAAAUAUAAUUGAAUGGCGAGAGAAGAAUGGACCGUUUAUAAACCGAGAACAGCUCAAGGAAGUUAAAGGUCUGGGUCCCAAAUCCUUCCAACAGUGCGCUGGCUUCAUCAGAUUCAAUCAAGAAUAUAUAAAGACCUUCUGCAGGUAUAAGAAAACUGACCUUGGAAGUCAUGCACUUUUGACUAAAGCAGGUGCACAGGGUAAAAAGAAGAGCAAGCCAACACCAUGUACCUCACGACAGCCCAAUCCUUUGGACCAAACUUGUAUUCAUCCAGAGUCCUACAACAUUGCGAUGAGGUUUUUAUCUUUCAUUGGAGGAAGUGCAAAUGACAUAGGAAAAUCAAAUAUGCAGCAAAAAGUAAAUGCAGUAAUUCAAAAGGAAGGACUGGAAGGCACAGCCAAAAGGCUAAAUACAACGGUGCACACACUGCAGCUGAUAAUUGAUGGUCUGACUCAGCCUGAAGGCUUUGAUAUCCGAACAGAUUUUGAUAAACCUGACUUCAAGAGAAGCAUAGUCUGCUUUGAAGACUUAAGUGUUGGUACUGUUCUGACUGGAAAAGUUGAAAAUGCGACACCAUUUGGAGUGUUUGUUGAUAUUGGUGUGGGAAAAUCAGGUUUGAUUCCAGCCCGAAAUAUAACAGAAGCAAAACUUUCUAAAGUGAAGAAGAGAAGAAGCCUGGGGUUAGGUCCUGGAGAAAGAGUGGAAGUUAAAGUGCUUAAUGUAGAUAUUCCUCGAUUGAGGAUAACAUUGGAUCUUAUUCGUGUUUUAUGAGAGGG